UUUGAUGCGAGAUGAGGCGGCUGUGUCGUAUUCGUGGGUGCUGCAGGGAUUGAGAGAUAUUUUCGGCACUGCUCAGACUCCUAGCGUCAUUGUAACCGAUCGAGACGAAGGUUUAUCUGCAGCUAUUCGUGACGUCUUCCCAGAUGUGCGGCAUUUGUUAUGCAUCUGGCAUAUUGGCAACGACGUUGAGAACAUGGUGGACAAGUUGUGUGGCGGCAAGAAAAAUCAACAAGGGCAGGUAUUCAGGAAAAGUAGAUGGAACCCCUUGGUUGAAAGUUCUACGAUCGAGGAAUAUGAAGAUAAAUGGCAAGUGAUCGUCAGAGACGAAACCGAUGAAGAAGUACGAUACCCGAACGCCAAUGACAAAGAGUACUUUCAAUCUCUGGUCGAUGAAGUCCUCAAAUCUGAUCCCGCUGUUGUUCGCCGAAUGUCUCAGUUACUUGAAUAUGAACUACACCCAGAUGGCGCGGAAAUACCUGAGCCUUACGCUAGUCCACCGAGAAAGGGAAGACCAAGCACAAGUAAAAACAUGAGAAGGAGAAAAAGUUCAUUUGAAUAUAGCAGAUCAUCUUCUCGCGGUCGAGGGUCUACAUCUUCUUCCCGCGGGAGAUCUAGUGGCAGAUCUAGUGGUCGAGAGACGCAAUCCUCAGUAGGAAUUAAGUUCAGUUUCAACUUAUCCGAUGAUCCUGGAGGUCGAGAUUUUUCACACUUUCCAUGGCCUAAUAACAUCCCAUUUAUCCUUCCUCCUUACUUAGCGCAAUACCUAACUUUGUAUCUAUCCCAGGAGUCACUAGACGAUUCUAUAUUCAGAAUAGGUUCACACGCAAACGAACCUGCUCCUUUCAUGCACUGGAUGUAUGCACCGAUGGCUUUGUACUCUGCAGCAACAUUUCUAAACAUUGCCAUUGCUUAUUAUGUUUCUGCUGACUGUAAUCCGCAAUACAACUGUUUGAUUCUCCCGUUAAGGAAAGCAUCGGGCUACGAGGAUUAUGCUCUGGAAUAA
Amaranthus tricolor (Joseph's coat) is the source of this 1003-nucleotide messenger RNA. RefSeq lists its product as uncharacterized. The record is from RefSeq and is a predicted model, not a curated record. Bases 5 to 1003 code for a protein of 332 amino acids. The transcript has 6 exons. Gene Ontology annotation, biological process: regulation of DNA-templated transcription. Lineage: Eukaryota; Viridiplantae; Streptophyta; Magnoliopsida; Caryophyllales; Amaranthaceae.